Messenger RNA from Lampris incognitus (smalleye Pacific opah), 1359 nucleotides. RefSeq names its product caseinolytic mitochondrial matrix peptidase proteolytic subunit (gene clpp). Gene Ontology annotation, biological process: protein quality control for misfolded or incompletely synthesized proteins. Gene Ontology annotation, molecular function: ATPase binding; ATP-dependent peptidase activity; serine-type endopeptidase activity. The transcript is spliced from 7 exons. Lineage: Eukaryota; Metazoa; Chordata; Actinopteri; Lampriformes; Lampridae. The record is from RefSeq and is a predicted model, not a curated record. Gene Ontology annotation, cellular component: endopeptidase Clp complex. The coding region runs from base 39 to 842 and encodes 267 amino acids.
UUCACACACAGAGGAGAUUGCAUAUAACAGACUACAAAAUGCUACUACGAAGCGCGUUUCGCUGUGGGAUGUCGGCGAUGAAGUGUACCCGGUCCAUCCACCACAGUCCUCUUUGGAGGAGUCCACUCAUACCAAUUGUCGUGGAGCAGACGGGAAGAGGUGAACGAGCAUAUGACAUCUACUCUCGUCUCUUGAGGGAGAGAAUCAUCUGUGUAAUGGGCCCUAUUGAUGACUCUAUAGCCAGUCUGGUUAUCGCCCAACUUCUCUUUCUUCAGUCAGAGAGUAACAACAAACCCAUCCACAUGUACAUCAACAGUCCCGGUGGUGUGGUGACAGCAGGCCUAGCCAUCUACGACACCAUGCAGUACAUUCUUAAUCCAAUUUCCACUUGGUGUGUGGGUCAGGCAGCUAGUAUGGGUAGCUUGCUUCUGGCGGCAGGUACAGCUGGCAUGAGGCAUUCACUGCCUAAUGCCCGUAUUAUGAUCCACCAGCCCUCUGGAGGAGCAAGGGGUCAAGCCACAGACAUUGCCAUCCAGGCUGAGGAAAUCCUGAAGCUCAAAAGGCAGAUCAACAACAUCUACGCCAAACACACUGGGCAGCCGCUGGAGACCAUCGAGGGUGUGAUGGAGAGAGACCGCUACAUGAGUCCCAUGGAGGCUCAGGACUUCGGCCUUAUUGACAGAGUUCUAGUGCACCCACCCCAAGCUGGCCAGGAUGAGCCUGAGCUGGUCCAGAAGGAGCCAGCGGCCACAGCCAGCCCCUCCGCCACCUCUGAACAUUCGGUCCCUGAGCAAGCUCCUCCUGGGACGAGCACCCCCUCCUCCUACAAACCUGAACCAUGAACUUCCUGUCUCGCCACGAUAAGAGCUCAGCAGACAAGUUUCACAGGAAGUCCUGAAAGUAAGGAGCCAAUGUGGCGCAUUUCAGUAGUCUUAAGUCUUCCUUGUGAGAAUUUUUCCUACUGACCAUGUGCACAAAACACUGUCAUUGUGUACAGCUGUCCAAAAACUGAACAUAUUUAUGCAAUGGGAUUCACAGUACAGCUACAGUAAUAAGUCAAACAUUACCGAUAAUAGCCUAGGUGUUAUGUUGGGUGUUAAGCCUGGACCCAGUACAAUCUGCAUCUCAUUGUUAGAAGACCUGGAAGGCAGCUGGAGCUGUAUUUGAAUAUUCAUGUUUAUUGAUAGAAUUAUGUUAAUACCAUAUGGAGUUAUUUGCUUUAAAAAAUUAGUUGUUUUCAGCAAAAUGUAAUUUUAUAUCAAAUGACCUUACAUCAAGACAAAUUGAGCUGCUGAAAUCCUGUUUUUAAAGUCGAACUGAUACCUCCUAUAUAACAAAAAUUAAACUAUACCAAGAGUU